UAGUUUCCUCCUCGUUCACAAUUUCCAUCACCUCCAAUUAACUCUUCUUGAACAAUGGCCUCAAACUCGACAUGGACCGCUAAGCAAAACAAGCUGUUUGAGAAUGCAUUGGCCACCUAUGACAAGGAUACUCCAGACCGAUUCCACAAUUUGGCCAAGGCUGUGGGUGGGAAGACCGUGGAAGAAGUGAAGAGGCACUAUGAAAUGCUUGUGCAAGACAUAAAUCAUAUCGAGUCAGGGAAAGUGCCUCUUCCCAAUUACAGUUCCAAUGGAAAUAGCAAUAAGGAAUAUCAAUAUAUGCACGAGGAACAAAGGAUGAAGUAUCUGAAGCUGCAAUAAAGCAAGGACAAAGGAUCCAAAGUCGGUUACUUUCGUCUCUUGAACAAAUGCAAUAAUGAAAUGACAAUUAGGAUACCUUGUGACUUUGUCCUUUAUCAGUUUGUCUUCCAUCAAAUCAUUGUACCUUAUUUUUAUGUUCUUUUGCAUAUAGAAGAGUCAUUGAAAAGUGACUUAAAGCUUUCCCCUAUUGUGCUGAUGUCAAAAGAAUUCAAGUUUAGC
Coffea eugenioides is the source of this 558-nucleotide messenger RNA. RefSeq names its product protein RADIALIS-like 3. Lineage: Eukaryota; Viridiplantae; Streptophyta; Magnoliopsida; Gentianales; Rubiaceae. The coding region runs from base 55 to 339 and encodes 94 amino acids. The record is from RefSeq and is a predicted model, not a curated record. Gene Ontology annotation, molecular function: DNA-binding transcription factor activity. The transcript is spliced from 2 exons.